GCACAAUAAUCGGUCCAUCACUAACAACAACAAGUCAUCUCGAUUUUACAAAAAAGUCAACAAAUCAAUAUUAAUCUCGCGCUAAAGACAUGGAUGCCAAACCAGAUGAACCGAUUUCACCAGCUCCGACAACAAAUUCAAAUGCCACGCCUAAUGUAGGAACUGCGGCAACAGCAGCAGCCGGAGGAGGAGAUUCGAAUGUCGCCACAGUUGCCACCGGUAAUGGAACCGCAUCUGGAACUGUGGGCAAAAAGACCACUAGCGGGGAGACCAGCUCAUUGCCCACUCGCCAAUAUUUGGAUCAAACAGUGGCCCCAGUCCUCCUCCAUGGUCUGCAGGCUCUGGCUCGAGAAAGACCGGCAGAUCCCAUUAAAUUUCUGGCUUCCUAUUUGCUGAAACAUAAUGGCUGCGAAGAUUCGGGCUCAGCGGCGGCAUCAGCAGCAGUAACAUCCGCCACAACAACAACAACAUCUGCAACAACAAGCACACAAUCAUCAGCAACAGCAGCAGCGACCACCGAAACUAGUUCUUAGUUCCCUAGAUAUAUAACCCCCGUUAAGUUCAAAAAAGACUCUUUAAAAUAAAGUUUACUAAAUAUUCAUUUAUACAUA
Drosophila willistoni is the source of this 611-nucleotide messenger RNA. Its product is annotated as protein dpy-30 homolog. The transcript has a single exon. Gene Ontology annotation, cellular component: Set1C/COMPASS complex. NCBI's taxonomy places the organism in Eukaryota, Metazoa, Arthropoda, Insecta, Diptera, Drosophilidae. The coding region runs from base 90 to 533 and encodes 147 amino acids. The record is from RefSeq and is a predicted model, not a curated record.